CAGCGGACUUUGGGACGGCGGUGUCCCGUCUGCAUUGCGAUCGCGAACGCGCGCGCGCUCCGAGGUUCCCGCUCGCUGCUCUCCUUUGCGUUUCCAGUUGAGAAGCUCGCGCGCGGCAAGUGGAUACCUGGCACUCCGGGCGCGCUCCCAACUUGAAGCGGAAGAAAAAGGCAAACCCCCCGAAACGACUGGAAGCGCGUAUACCCCACUCGCUUCUCCGUCAGCCCCCCACACUUCAUUUCCUUGUGCCGGUUUCCUGUCUACAGCUGGCGGCAGCUUGAGAUGCGCGCGGAGGGAGAGGCUGCAGCGGCGGCGCUCUCCGAAAUGCUUCCGUGUGACACGCUGUAAUUGGCGGACUCUGACGUGAAAAGAAGCUGGACCAAGAUCGCUGCGUGGACGUUGUACUGAAGCGGAGCAGACCAUCUUCAAGUGUUUCUCUCGCCCCACCAACACGCACUUUUGCUGUUUUGUUUGUGUCGGACGAUUGGGCCUGCGUCGUCCGAGCCGGUCCCCGGUCUCGAGUUGUGCGUAGCAGCGGAGUCGGGCGGAGGCCAAAUCGGGAGCACCAGCCUAUCCAACUUCAGACUUGUUACAUUUUUUUGUUUUAUUCAGUUUUAAAAACUUGGCAACGCAUUUUUUAAUGACAGCGACCCUUUUAUUCACUCUUCAUUUUUACUCCGCGCUUGUAUCAGCAGUGCCCGGCCUGCUUCCUUGGAUUUCUUGUGUUUUUGUGCAGUUUAACUUGGCGGACGCCCCGUGAAGGCAGUGGCGGAGAUUCUCGUUUUCCUUUAUUUUUUGAUUUUCGCAAGUUGUCGAAUGUCGCCGUGUAAAACCACACCUGGUUCCUCAUCCCUGCAUCUCCAAAGAGCCGCCUGUGGGAAAUGGUAAACCUUCUUAUGACCUUAUGGAUAAAAAGAACUUUGAAGCAUGGCUUGAAUCCGUUUCUGUGUCCUUUCUCACCCUGACAGACCCCCAGAAGAAUGAGACUCUGGACCACCUGAUUGGCUUGAGCGGGGCUGUCCAACUGCGGCACCUGUCCAACAACUUGGAGACGUUACUCAAGAGGGACUUUCUCAAACUACUGCCCCUGGAGUUGACCUUCUACUUGCUCAAGUGGCUUGACCCCAAGACCUUACUCACAUGCUGCCUGGUCUGCAAGCAGUGGAACAAAGUCAUAAGUGCCUGUACAGAGGUGUGGCAGGCAGCCUGCCGGCAGCUGGGCUGGCAGAUUGAUGACUCCAUACAGAGUGCCCGUCACUGGAAGAUGGUCUACCUGAAGGCCAAGCUGCGCAUGAAGCAGCUGAAGGAGCAGGAGGCUUUUGAGACUUCCUCUUUGAUUGGUCACAGUGCCAGGGUGUAUGCACUCUUCUAUAAGGAUGGCCUGCUUUGCACUGGCUCUGAUGAUUUAUCUGCCAAACUCUGGGAUGUCUGUACGGGGCAGUGUAUUUAUGGAAUACAGACGCACACCUGUGCAGCGGUGAAGUUUGAUGAACAAAAGCUGGUAACGGGAUCAUUUGACAACACGAUAGCUUGCUGGGAAUGGAGCUCAGGGGCCAAAAUUCAGCACUUCCGGGGCCACACGGGUGCAGUCUUCAGCAUCGACUAUAAUGAUGAACUUGACACCUUAGUCAGCGGCUCUGCAGAUUUUACUGUGAAAGUGUGGUCGUUGUCUGCAGGCACCUGCCUCAACACUCUGACAGGGCACACUGAGUGGGUGACCAAGGUCAUUUUACAGAAGAGUCAAGUGGAAUCAGUUAUGCACAGUCCAGGAGAUUACAUUUUAUUAAGCGCUGAUAAAUAUAAAAUUAAGAUCUGGCCAAUUGGCAGAGAAAUCAACUGCAAAUGUCUGAAGACCCUUUCCGUCUCUGAAGACCGCAGUGUGUGUUUGCAGCCGAGAUUGCAGUUCGAUGGGCGGUACAUCGUUUGUAGUUCUGAUAUUGGACUGUACCAGUGGGACUUUGCCAGCUACGACAUUCUCAGGGUUAUAAAGAUGCUGGACUCGGCCAACCUGUCCUUGCUAAGUUUUGGAGAAGUCUUUGCUUUGUUGUUUGACACUCACUAUUUAUACAUAAUGGACCUGAGGACAGAAAGGAUCACCGGCCGCUGGCCUCUGCCGGCCUACAGGAAGUCCAAAAGAGGCUCGAGCUUUCUGGCCGGAGACACGGCCUGGCUGAAUGGACUGGAUGGUCAGAAUGACGCUGGCCUCGUCUUCGCCACAAGCAUGCCUGACCACAGCAUCCACUUAGUGUUAUGGAAAGAGAACGGCUAAACGAGGGGGCCGCUUUUUGGAGCCGACACCCACCCCGGCGUGCACGCACACACCAAUACAUUCACACACACAGGUGGAUACCCUUAGUGAGAACUGGUGCUGCUGCUUCUUCUAAAACUCUUGUCAUGGAACCAAGGCUCUGCAUGUACCAAAGGUUUGCACCCGACUACCGUGUCAUCCAGCACACAGAGUCACACGCCGAAGGCAGCCAGCGAGG
Polypterus senegalus (gray bichir) is the source of this 2486-nucleotide messenger RNA. It is a transcript of the gene fbxw2, whose product is annotated as F-box and WD repeat domain containing 2. Gene Ontology annotation, molecular function: protein binding. The record is from RefSeq and is a predicted model, not a curated record. Bases 905 to 2269 code for a protein of 454 amino acids. Lineage: Eukaryota; Metazoa; Chordata; Cladistia; Polypteriformes; Polypteridae. The transcript has 7 exons.